GUGAGUAGCCUUGUACCAUGUGACCUCUGUGAUCAUUCACAGAUUUCACACGUAGUAGACAAUGAUGUCAGAAGUGACAUCUUGCUUACUACUCUGCAUGUAAUCACUGAUUGGCCAAUCAGUGAUCACAUGAUCGGGACCUCGCACAGAGGUCCCAUACGACGUCAUUGAGAAGUACUGAGUGAGCUGUGAUUGGUCACAGCUUGUCACAUGGUACAAGGCUUUUGUGAAUAGCCUUGUACCAUGUGACCUCUGUGAUCAUUCACAGAU
Messenger RNA from Staurois parvus, 270 nucleotides. Lineage: Eukaryota; Metazoa; Chordata; Amphibia; Anura; Ranidae. The record is from the annotation of a GenBank genome assembly.